Messenger RNA from Cottoperca gobio, 2341 nucleotides. RefSeq names its product protein phosphatase 1, catalytic subunit, alpha isozyme b (gene ppp1cab). The record is from RefSeq and is a predicted model, not a curated record. NCBI's taxonomy places the organism in Eukaryota, Metazoa, Chordata, Actinopteri, Perciformes, Bovichtidae. Bases 322 to 1299 code for a protein of 325 amino acids. The transcript has 7 exons. Gene Ontology annotation, molecular function: protein serine/threonine phosphatase activity. Gene Ontology annotation, cellular component: cytoplasm; nucleus.
AUGGCAUGGUGCUAGUAGCUACGGCAGAAAUAGCGUUGUCACGAGAAAAUACGUAUGCUUUAAAGUUAAUUCGGAUAUCUAAUGGAAAAUAGUUGACUAAAGCGAAUUUCUGAAGUACAUGAUAGGCAUCACAUCUUUAAAAAUUCAUUACCAAGCCUCACAUUUUGAGGUUGCCAAUUCUGCCCCAAGGUUAGCUAGCGGGCUAACGAUAGCCGAUUAACGCUAAACUAGUUGAGCUAACGGUAACCCGGUAGCCCGUUUUAAGUUACUAAGUCUUGAAUUCGUAGGAGUGAUAGAAACCGACCAGGAUAGAGGAAUAGCAUGGCCGAAGCCGAUAAGUUGAACAUCGACUCCAUUAUACAACGUCUGCUGGAAGUGAAAGGCUCCAGACCUGGCAAAAAUGUUCAGCUGACAGAGAAUGAAAUCCGUGGUCUCUGCCUCAAAUCCAGGGAGAUCUUUCUCAGCCAGCCAAUCCUGCUCGAACUUGAGGCGCCCCUUAAGAUUUGUGGUGAUGUUCAUGGGCAGUACUAUGAUCUGCUGAGGCUGUUUGAAUAUGGGGGCUUUCCACCAGAGAGCAACUACCUGUUCCUGGGGGACUAUGUAGACAGAGGCAAGCAGUCCUUGGAGACCAUCUGCCUGUUGCUGGCAUACAAGAUCAAAUACCCAGAAAACUUCUUUCUGCUGAGAGGAAACCAUGAGUGCGCCUCCAUUAACAGAAUAUAUGGCUUCUACGAUGAGUGUAAGAGGCGAUACAACAUAAAACUGUGGAAGACCUUCACUGACUGCUUCAACUGUUUGCCUGUUGCAGCCAUUGUUGAUGAGAAGAUCUUCUGUUGCCAUGGAGGUCUGUCCCCAGACCUCCAGUCUAUGGAGCAGGUGCGAAGGGUCAUGCGCCCCACUGAUGUGCCUGACCAGGGCCUCCUCUGCGACCUGCUUUGGGCUGACCCAGACAAGGAUGUGCUGGGCUGGGGUGAAAACGACCGCGGUGUCUCCUUCACCUUUGGCGCCGACGUGGUCACAAAGUUCCUCCACAAACAUGACAUGGACCUCAUUUGUCGGGCCCAUCAGGUGGUCGAGGACGGAUAUGAGUUCUUUGCAAAGAGGCAGCUGGUGACUCUGUUCUCAGCCCCAAAUUACUGCGGGGAGUUCGACAAUGCCGGAGCCAUGAUGAGCGUAGAUGAGACCCUCAUGUGCUCAUUCCAGAUUCUCAAACCUGCAGACAAGAAGUUGUUCUAUGGUGGUGGAGGGGGCAUGGGCUCUACCCGCCCAGUCACUCCCCCAAGGAAAGCUAAGAAAUGACAGCAGUAGUUUGCCCUCAACCUCCAACCCAUCCCUCCUGCCCUCUCUACCUCUCUUCUCCUUUCUUUCACCAAACAGCCAGAAAUCAAACCUAUACCCAGGGCUUUUUUCCUUUUUUAUCUGUACUUCUUAAAACAUUUAAUGUUACGAAUUGUCUGAGUGAGUGCGUGCGUGCGCAGAUGACAAACGCGUCUCGUCUGUCGGUGAGCAUUAAAAUCAUGUGUGCACGUGUACAUUUUGUGUGAGAGUAUUAGAGAUUUAUACUUUCCCCUCUCUCUUACCACUCCUCCCGUGGAAAGGUUAAAACCACAGUGUCUGUCUGUACAGUAAUUUUGACUGAAGAAGCAGGGUUUGGGAGACAGUGGGAGAUUGCUGACAUGAUUCAUUCAGCAGCAAACCCCUGCCAGCAGGUGGCGUGUGUGUACUUGUAGAGGGGGGAAGUAUUUUGUUUUCCCUGUCCUCUGUACUGUAAAAUCUCAAACACAGGUGUGUGCAUGUGUGUGCGUGCGUGCAUGCGCUGUCUUGUCUAUCUGAGCAUGGCGUCUUGGUAUCCUUGAAGAGGAAGGAGUAUGUCACCUUGUCUCGAAAGAGCUAGCGCAUGCUUACCCACCCACACACACACACACACACGCAUAUGACUCUUCAGAUUCAUAUGAGCCAGAGCUGUAAAAACCCCAUACAGUUUAGGUUUGUACAGAUUUGAUUACUUGAAAGAGAUUUUUUGUGAAUUCGUUUUGUAGUCUUUCAUCAAGUUGACCAAUAAAGCGAGAAUCUGAGCUACAAUGUGUACUAGUCAUUUGUAUUGUGAUCCUGUAACUGCUGUGUUACAAAUGAGUGGAUUUCAUACGGAUCCCCUGCAUAUAGCGCUUUGGUUACCAGUCCUCUACUCGGGUUACCUGAGUUUUAACAAUUUAUAGGAUUGAAUUGUUGAAACUCUGCUUGUUGUUUUCAUCCAGCGUCUCUUCUCAAGGAAUUUAUUUCACUGUUUAUUUUAUUACAAUUUUGAAACAAAACCUGCAAUAAACUGUCACUGUUAAAAGAA